Messenger RNA from Chara braunii, 4659 nucleotides. The record is from the annotation of a GenBank genome assembly. NCBI's taxonomy places the organism in Eukaryota, Viridiplantae, Streptophyta, Charophyceae, Charales, Characeae.
GUGGAAUAGACCGGUCAAGGUGUAAUGCUGAAUAAGGGGAUGUGUUUGUUUUCUCUUGACAGGAAGCUUGAAAAGAAGAGGYUGUCAAGAUGCCUGAGACUGGCGGCGCAUCGGAUGGCGCCAGGAAGGUCCUGACGCUCGAUGACCUYAUCGCGGCUAUUGACCGGCAUGAAAGGAACCCGAGCAAUAUCCCUAAGGUCGAUACCUUCCACUUUUGUUGGGAGAGAGUCUYAGAAUGGCUGGARCGGGUGGAACAAGCUUUGGUCGSGCGGUCGRAUGUUGUAAAGUUGUMACGCAUUCUCCWGUAUGUCCUCCACAGYUACCACCAAGAAUUGAAGAAAGUUAUAGGUGCSGCCCAAGGUAGUUSGGAAAGGUUCAAGGAAGGAAUGCAGAGGAAGUACCGCCYSGGAGAUGGAYUGUUGACUACCAYGGACCUUGAGGCGAUGAACAAAGAGGACUUUACGACGAUAGGGGCCUUUSUUCAAGAAUUCAAGAAGAGGGCGCGGAAGGUCCAUGGGAUUUCGRAGGAGGCGCAGUGCACCAUCUUCCUGGGGCWACUUACGGCAUCGGAGGCURUCGAGCUGACAAAACAUGGAGGAGGCAGCACCAAGCUCACCUGGGCCACCAUUGACAAAGGGGUSGAAGUUGGAUGCUUGGACCAGGUGGAGCAACAUCAGGUACGCCUGCAAAGGCAGAAGAGAAAGGAAAAGAGAUGCGACCGCUUCUGGGACCCUGGGAGUAAAAAGGAUCGUUACGAACGUAGUGACGCAGCUGGGAUAUGGGACAGAGCCGGUGGUGCAGAGAAGGGUAGUGACGGCUGUCCAGGUGAAAGGAAAGGAGCCAGUGGUAGAAGAGGCCGUUCAGGAGGAGCUCUGGGAAGAGGAACAGUCGGUGUCGUAGCACCUGACGAAGGCCCAACGCAAAUUGCUCAAGCCAAGGCCAGUGCCAGCCAAGAACCUCUGAGGAGGGAGCCGGAACCAGGAAAAACGAAAGAGGCCGUGGAAGUGGAGGAUGACGAUGAUGAGGAGGAAGAAGACGAGAGGCUGCGCCGAGAAGAGGAUCAGCGAGCGGAGCAGCGGGCGAGGAGAAAGAGAAUAAGGGAGGAGGUCAAACCGGUCAUGCGUAACGAACCGCCCAAGAAGAAAAAGUAUGUGGUUCGGUUAGAARAGGGGUUUGACGUAGAGCGGGUGAUCGACAGGCUGUUAGAAGGGCAUAACGAUCUCAUGACCCUGAAGGAAAUCCUGGCGUCUGCCCCGCGGCUCCGCGAUGAAUUGAAGGGGAGGUUGUCGCGGCGUCUGGUGCCCAAUGUCCAUCUAGGUACGAUCCUGGCCAAAGAGGCCGAGUGGGCAGAAUCGGGCACGAAGAUGGACUGGAAGUGCGUGGCCUGCGGCACAGUGGACUUGGUGGUAAAGGGCUCCAAGUGUGCGGCAAUGGUGGACACGGGAGCUGAAAUGAACAUCAUCAGAGAGGCCGAUGCAAUCAAGUUUGGGCUGGAUAUAGACCGAUCUGAUUGCGGGAUUGUACAUGGGGCCAGCUGCAAGGCCGUGUUUUGUAGGACAGCCUCGAAUGUACUCAUCGAAGUUGGGAAGGUGAAGGCCCGRGCUUGUUUCUUCAUCAUGYCGGACGUGGAUCACGGAAUCCUCCUGGSGAGGUCGUUCCUGAGCAGGACGGAGACCGUGAUGUUCAAUAAGCAUGACGGGACGGGACAACUCAAGCAGGGUUCGCAAAGGCRGUACAAGACGGUAGAUAAGAAAUGCCGCCCGGUUCCCGUCCUCGUUACAAAAGACGAGGAAGCAUACUACGAGAGGGAAYGAGGGUUGAUACGGCGAAUGAGGGAGAGUGUUYUAGCAGGGUCAUGUCGUAUCAACAAAGGGAAUGAGGGGAAGUUGAUUAUAGGGGAACCCGACUUCCUGCUGCCUCAGGAGCGAACGUUGAUGGUGGAGUUGAUGAAGAGGAGGCAACGCGCCUAUGCGYUUAGUGACGAGGAGCGUGACAGGAUGGAUGUGGACAAGAUACYUAUGAUCCGCAUCCACACCGUGCYACACGAGCCUUGGAACAUGAGAGGGGCRCGAUAUCMUARUCCUGACGAGGAAAAGAAGGUGGUGGAUUACCUCGAYGACAAGAUACGUACGCACGUUGCCGACUAUUCGAGUGGACCGUAUGCGUCCCSGUGGUUCUGCUUUAUCAAGCCUAACGRGACGCUGCGGUGGGUGCAAGACUUGCARAKGCUAAAUGCGGUGRCCRUGCGGGAUGSUAGAGGACUGCUAAAUGYRGAYGCUCUGUCAGAAUUCUGUGUUGGAAGACCUWUAAUCUCACUUAUAGACCUUUACUCAGGAUAUGAUCARUUUMCGGUCUAUCCGCCGGAGAGGCCGGUGACGGCUAUGCACACRCCGCGAGGACUAAUCCACAUGAACGUGGCCCCGCAAGGGUGGACCAACGCGGUAGCAAUGGUCCAACGGGCCAUGAUUCGGGCUAUGCWGUCAGUCAACCCCCAUAUCACACAGCCAUACAUCGACGAUUUGGCGGUGAAGGGGCCGGCAGUGAAGGAGAGCGACAAAGUCUUGCCAGGGGUGAGGCGCUUUGUUUGGAAGCACAUCCAGGACCUCGAGAAAGUCCUGAGCCUGCUCGAGGAGCAUAACCUCACGGCAAGCGGGGCCAAAUCCAGACACUGCAUGAGGGAAGCGACUAUCGUGGGGUUCGUCUGCAGCGAGAAAGGCCGAAGAUCGGAUGUGAAAAAGACGGACAGGAUUACUGAGUGGCCAGUUCCGUUCCACUCAAUAACUGAUGUUAGAAGCUUCCUUGGUACGUGUGGAUUUUGGAGGGCCUUCGUCAAGAACUUUACCGCUAAGACUGAAAACCUGAGAAAGUUAGUUCGUCAAGGCCAGGAAUGGGUUUGGGAUGAAGAGCAAGAAGAGGUGGUGGCCAGAAUGAAGGAGGAAUUUCGAGAAGGAGGGUUGGUAUUGGGAGCGCCAGAUUAUGAUGUCACGGAGACGCGACCCUUCAUUGUCGAAACGGAUGCGGGGCCGACUGCCUUAGGGGGAGUUCUAAUUCAGACAGAUAUGGAAGGAAAGGAAAGACCCUUGAGAUUUGAGAGUCGGACUCUCUGUACGACCGAGRGGAACUACUCUCAGUUCAAGAGGGAGACCCUUGCCGUCCUCCACUACGGGUUGAAUCGGAUCAACUGGGAUAAACUGGAAGGGAAGGCGGUGGAGAAUACGCCCCCAGUUGAUAGAUUUCUGGAUCAGGAGGAAGAUGUUCACCUCCAUAUCAACAAGUGGUCGCCGCGAGUACCCAACUGUGUAGGCUAUCCUAUCUGGCAAACGCCGAAUGGGUAUGAACGGAGGGCCGAGCUAGUCCUCAAACCCUUUGAAGAAGAGGAUCCCUGGGGUGGUAAGGGUGUUCAGUGGAUGAUGGAAUUGGCGCUGGCUAGUUCGCAUAGUCUGGUGGAAGACAUGAGGACGAUCGAGGAAGGACCAGGCCAGGUAGAACGGCAUGAGGACCUGAUGGGAGGAAUGUAUCUCCUCGUCAAUACGUUGCUGCAGGAAAGCGUCGACCAAUCAGGCUUGUUGAACCCAACAGAGAAUGUGGACGAAGUGCCCGAGAGCCAGGACGACGAGUUCGAGGAGGGGGAAAUUAAGGAGGCCUUUCGUGCAGAGGAGUAUGACGGGAUCUACCUAGAGCUAGGACUCCUUCUAUCGUGCGAGAGGCGGCUAAGGGAUGCGAGGAAGAGGACGAAGGAARAAGGCCAUGGAGUACGCCUGGAGGCUAUGGAAGUGGAAAUMMAGGAACUCGGGGYAUUGGUGGCCAGUCAGRCAKCUAUCAUCGAGAGCCUGAGGCAGCAAUCUSAGGGAAGAGCGGACAAGCCGGAGAGCAGCYGGCAGGGARAGCAGAGGCAGCCAGGACAUGGUUUGCCAGRACAGCCAUCUGCAGCAGAGCCUCGCCAGGAGCCGCCUAUGGGGAGAGUUAUCCKGRGGCCAGAGGAGGCGAGAGCCCAGAGGGAGGCAGAGAGAGAGGCUUUCGAGUUCAGAGCCCCUACUGAGCUCGCGACGCUACCGAUAGCAGCGGCGGACCCAGUCAUACCUUUGGGAGUUGAGGAGGGGCUACCACCACCUAGCAGUGAGCCAGCUGAAGGCUCAGCAGAGGGAUCCAUGGACGUGCUACUUGAGGCAGUGCAUACUAUGCAGGACGAGGCCAGUUUAAUUUCGCCUGAGCAGAGGAUAGAGGAUCCUCUUGAGAGAGAGAUGGGGAUUGAGGCAGAGGGUGUCAUCAAGGGCGGGCCCCAGAGAUUGGGCACACCUGAGUAUGGGCCAGAGGGGAUUGAGGAUCGACCAGGGCCGAGCACCCAGGAGGCAGAGACAGGAGAGGAACCUUUGGGUAUGCCUCAGAGCCAUGAGCUGAGCAGGGAGGCCAGCGAAGCGCCAUCAUCGCCAGAAUUUCAAACAGAGAAGAAAAGAUCACGGAAAUGGUUUGAUAUGUCCUGCUUCUUCUGCACGAAGAAGGGUCAUCGAGCCUUGCAGUGUCCUAAAUUCUUGAAGGACAAGGCUGAAGAGAAGGUUACAGAGGACGGAGGCAGGAUGUAUGAUAGACAGGGUAGGGUAGUAGAGAGAUCUGCAGAUAGGGGUAAAGCUCAGCUGUAUGGGCAAAACCAGGAGGAGAUGA